GAUGCUUGAUAAUAUCGUUUCUUCCUGACGUGGCCGGACUUGAUUGCCGAGUUGCUUUCGCCCUCUCAAACUUUGCUCAGCAGCCACAUUAUAUUAUGCUUGGGGCCCUCCUAGCGUCACUGGGGGCCUCUGGCCCUCGCGCGCUGUCGCACUACUCGGCAUCGACCAGCUCUCUUGCGCUCCAGUCAUCAAUAGAAUCGAUCAAGGAAACGGGCGCUGCAUAUAAAGCGCUAGGAACUGGAUGGAGGUUUUGGUCGGCGGGAGCCGGGGCAUCAGCGCGAGGCGACGUGAACGCAAGCAGUCCAGCGCAGGCGAAGUCGGAUGAAUCAGCGGCGUAUGCAUCAACAGCAGCGCCGCAUGAACCAGCAGCAAGCCCUCUAAACGGCGACGCGCAGCUGUCAGAGCUCCUCGGCGAUGGCGGGCAUCCGGUGGCCUCCGCCAGCGGCUCCAGCGCCCGCAGCGGCGGGGGUCGCUCGCCGCCCAGCGGGCUGCCGCGGCUGAGCCUGCCGCAGCGGGUGCUACGCGAUCUGCGCCCCCCGGUGCAGCCCUACACGCUGGCGCCCAAGCUGGCGCAGCGGCCCACCACCACGCCGGCUCAAUACACACCCUGGACGCCCACGCGCGCGCUGCAGCGGCGCGCCCAUGUGUCGCGGCGCAUGGGCUUCCUGAUGCACGUGCUGGAGCGGGAGCAGAUGGAGCGGGUGCGGGCGGCGCGGCCGCUCCCCGAGUUCCGGGCGGGCGACGUUCUGGAGGUGCGCAUGAUGGUGCCGGAGGCGGAGCGCAAGGUGGUGGUGUACCGCGGCGUGUGUAUUGCGGUGUACAAGAAGGGGAUCCGCAGCAGCUUCAAGAUUUACAACGUGUUCCCGGACAGCGGCGGCGUGGUGCAGCACAUCCCGCUCUACAUGCCCGACCUGGUGGGGGUCAAGGUGGUGGGCCGCAUCCCAGCCAGCCAGGAGCGGCUGUACUACCUCCUGGAGCGGGAGACGGGGACCAGCGACUACACCUUCCAGACCAACGUGUCCGCGGCCAAGUGAUGUGGGCCGGUCUGGUUGUCCUCGGGAGCGCAUUGCAGGCACGAGGCAUGGGGAGCUGCCGGAAGCUCCACGGACCUGCUGGGAGGGGAUAGGAGUGAGCAGAGACGCUGGCGGCGGAGCGUGGCUAGGGGCGCGUUGAGCGUUGGCAUGGGAGCGAGGUCAGGACAGGUUUAGGUAGAUACAUAGCUGCUCUGUGAAGUGGAACAAAGACACAAGUAUGGUCAGGCCAAGGUCACAUAGGGCAUUUCAGGUCAGCGUACAGGGGCUGGCAUGCCGCACAGUUAACAGGGAGGGCGCCUAGCUUGCUGACUGUGCUGAGUCGCGCCGUUUGACCGUGCCUUUGCAACUUACCUGGCAAGAUUUCUUUGUUAUU
Messenger RNA from Chlamydomonas reinhardtii, 1407 nucleotides. RefSeq lists its product as uncharacterized. The coding region runs from base 96 to 1034 and encodes 312 amino acids. Gene Ontology annotation, biological process: translation. Gene Ontology annotation, cellular component: ribosome. Gene Ontology annotation, molecular function: structural constituent of ribosome. The record is from RefSeq and is a predicted model, not a curated record. The transcript has 2 exons. NCBI's taxonomy places the organism in Eukaryota, Viridiplantae, Chlorophyta, Chlorophyceae, Chlamydomonadales, Chlamydomonadaceae.